This is a messenger RNA of Xyrauchen texanus (razorback sucker), 2140 nucleotides long. Its product is annotated as gastrula zinc finger protein XlCGF8.2DB-like. Gene Ontology annotation, cellular component: nucleus. Bases 147 to 1289 code for a protein of 380 amino acids. Gene Ontology annotation, biological process: regulation of transcription by RNA polymerase II. The transcript is spliced from 3 exons. NCBI's taxonomy places the organism in Eukaryota, Metazoa, Chordata, Actinopteri, Cypriniformes, Catostomidae. The record is from RefSeq and is a predicted model, not a curated record. Gene Ontology annotation, molecular function: RNA polymerase II cis-regulatory region sequence-specific DNA binding; DNA-binding transcription activator activity, RNA polymerase II-specific.
ACAGGAAGCUGAAGUAGCGUGGAGAUCACAAGGCUGCUGAUUGUGCAUCAAAUAUUUUCUUUCAUGCAUCUCCUGAGAUGCCGUUUGUCUGUGAAGAAAGAGGAGUAAGGUGGCGGAAUAACUCUUGACUGAAAUACUAAUACAAAAUGAAUUCUGUAAAAGAGGAGAGUGGUGACUUGAGUGAUCCAGAGCAUCAGCUUAAUAAAAAUGAAGAUUCUGAGGACCAAAGAGACUUGAUCGAAGAGAAAGUGGAAAGUCAAGAACUGAAUGACGAGGAGGAGAAACAUCAGAAUGAUAAAUCUGAUCAUUUAAUAAUUGGUGAAAAAUCUUCAAGUUGCUCACCGAAAAGAAGAACUCGAAAAACAAGAGCCAGAAAAAACUUCACAUGCCCUCAGUGUGGAAAGAGUUUCACACAACAAGGAAACCUUAAAACUCACUUGAAGCUUCACUCUGGAAAGAAGCCUUUCAUAUGCCAGUGUGGAAAGAGUUUCUCACUUAAAGGAAACCUGAAGAAUCACAUGAAACUUCACACUGGAGAGAAGCCUUUCACCUGCCCUGAAUGUGGAAAGAGUUUUGCAAUAAAACAAGAUCUUGGGAAGCACCUGAGAACUCAUACCGGAGAGAAACCUUUUACAUGCCCCGAGUGUGGAAAGAGUUUCACACAAAAAGGAAACCUUAAGACUCACUUAAAACUUCAUUUUGGACAGAAGUCUUUCACAUGCCAAUGUGGAAAGAGUUUCACACAAAAAGGAAACUUAAAGAGUCACAUGACACUUCACACUGGAGAGAAGCCAUUUACAUGCUCUCAGUGUGAAAAGAGUUACACAGAGAGAAAACAGCUUGAUGCUCACAUGAGAAUCCACACUGCAGAGAAUCCUUUUACCUGUCGUCAAUGUGAAAAGAGUUUCACACAAAAAGGAGAUCUUGAGAGACACCUGAGAGUUCACACUGGAGAGAAGCCUUUCGUGUGCCCUCAGUGUGGAAAGAGUUUCACUCAAAAAACACACCUUAAGAGACAUCUAAGUCUUCACUCUGGAGAGAAGCCUUUCAUAUGUGGUCAGUGUGGAAAGAAUUACACUGAGAAAGGACAGCUUGAGGUUCACAUGAGAAUCCACACUGGAGAGAACCCUUUCCUCUGCCAUGAGUGUGGAAAGUGUUUCACACAAAAGGGAGAUCUUGAAAAGCACCUGAGAAUUCAUACUGGAGAGAAGCCUUUCACAUGCACUCACUGUGGAAAGAGAUUUUCACAAAAAAUACACCUUCAGAGCCACUUAAGUCUUUACUCUUGAGAGAAACAUUUUACAUGCCCCGAGUGUGGAAAGAGUUUCACACAAAAAGGAAACCUUAAGACUCACUUAAAACUUCAUUUUGGAGAGAAUUCUUUCACAUGCCAAUGUGGAAAGAGUUUCUCACAAAAAAUACACCUUCAGAGCCACUUAAGUCUUUACUCUUGAGAGAAGCCUUUUCAUGCCAUCAGUGUGGAAAUAAUUACAAGUAGAGAGAACAGCUUGAGUUUCACAUGAGAAUUCACACUGGAGAGUAGCCUUUUACAUGUCUUAAGUAAAAAUCAAAUAUAUCACUCUGGAUCAAGCCCCUGCCCCUUUUCUGAAGUGCACCUUAGCGGUGUCCCUCCAACAGAGAUUGCUCUGCCCCUUUGCUGCGGCCAUUCCAAUGGAGAAGCACACACAUCCAACCUCCAAUUAACCUCUAUCGAUGCCAAACAUAAAAUAUUCACCUUAAGCAAUGAUGUUUGAAAUGUAAAGAUGUGCAAAUCAUUGAAGUCAACAGAAAUUGAAGUGUUGUUUCAAAAGUUAAAGAAUGUGUGAGCAGAUAGCAUGAGUGAUUUAUUUUUAAGAUGAACCUCAGGCUCUUUUUACGCACAGAAGCAAACAUGUUAAUUACACUAUAAAGUUCAAGAGAGACAGAUGUUCAGCAGAAAGACCAUGCAAAGAUGAGCAAGUUAUUUUUGUUUUUAUUGUUGUUUUUAUUUAUGAUUUGUUGGUGUCAGAUUGAGAUAGUAGUCCACUUUGAAUAGAGCUCUUUUAAAAGCUGUUAUGUAGCUACUAAUGUGAUUUUCUUCUCUUGUGUUUCUAACUGCAAACACCUUUGUUCAAUUAAUUUAUUCAUAAUAAAGUCAAAU